Bipolaris sorokiniana ND90Pr is the source of this 1060-nucleotide messenger RNA. RefSeq lists its product as uncharacterized. The record is from RefSeq and is a predicted model, not a curated record. NCBI's taxonomy places the organism in Eukaryota, Fungi, Ascomycota, Dothideomycetes, Pleosporales, Pleosporaceae. The coding region runs from base 59 to 790 and encodes 243 amino acids. The transcript has a single exon.
CAAAGAUGGAGAUGCACACUCACCAGGCUUCAGUGAGUCUCUGAAGAUCUCAAUCAGAAUGGCACCUGUUUUGGACAAUAUACGAAGCAACAACAUAAUGCCCUCCUUUGAUGGUUUCUUCUCGGAGAAGAUGCAGAAGACCUUGUUCGCACCCCUCAGAGUCAAUCUCCAUGGGUACAAAGGAGUUGAGGUCAAGGGACAUGUCGAUAGGGUCGUCGCAAUAGCUCUGCGUCAAGAUAUUGCAAAAGAUCCAUACUCUGAUCCUGCAGCGGUCAUGACCCAGUACAUAGUCGCAAAAGAGGAAGGAACUCGUCUAUUCCAAGAGGGUCAAGUUGAACUUGGAUGUUUGAAAUGGCAAGAUGCCACAGUCGAGAUCGACAUGUUGAUCGUCUCAAGCUCUUGGCCUGAUCUGGUUCGUCAAGGGAAAGAGGAGUUCGUUUCGCAGCUUGCCCAGGUCUAUUUCAUUAUGCGUCUCAACAUCAUCCACGUCCAGCUUUCCAAUUGGUCGGAGAGUUCCUUCGUCGCUGAGGUACUGGCUGAUGACUCGCUGAAUUGUGCCUUCAAGUCGCUUAAGCAAGACUACUGGGUGAAGGGAUAUAAGCACAUCGUGUCUGCUACACAUAGGGCAGAACUGCUGUUUCGGUAUGCGACCUUUCUGAGGUUGCAAGCGGACCCUGGGAACAAAGAACGUGCCCUCAAAUUCAUCAACCUUGCUCUGCAGAGGCAACCUGGAGAUCCGGGUAUUUUGAGAGAGAAGGACACGAUCCUUGAGUGGAUGAGGCAAUUGUGACGUGAUUUGAGAUGAUCAGCAAUGAUAUGGGUAUGGCAGUGUCAACUUAGCUCGCAUUCCCGAUAGCAGCGGUGUGCUUUGGGGCAUUGAAGUUGAUGAAGCCAUGUUGCCACACAGCUGAUGAUGUUCGUUCUAGUGAAGAUAUGUAAAAAGUAGAGUGCGUUAAUCCUAGGUUCAACUAGUAUGUUGGGGCAGUGUCAUUCGGUAAGCGCCAAGACCACUAGUAGUAUGCGCUUUCCCUUCUCAGCAGUCAACAUGUUACAAAAUUUG